This is a messenger RNA of Asparagus officinalis (garden asparagus), 1234 nucleotides long. RefSeq names its product ATP-dependent Clp protease proteolytic subunit 4, chloroplastic-like. Gene Ontology annotation, biological process: protein quality control for misfolded or incompletely synthesized proteins. The coding region runs from base 130 to 1038 and encodes 302 amino acids. Gene Ontology annotation, cellular component: endopeptidase Clp complex. Gene Ontology annotation, molecular function: ATP-dependent peptidase activity; serine-type endopeptidase activity; ATPase binding. NCBI's taxonomy places the organism in Eukaryota, Viridiplantae, Streptophyta, Magnoliopsida, Asparagales, Asparagaceae. The transcript has 2 exons. The record is from RefSeq and is a predicted model, not a curated record.
AUCUUUUAGACGUACAGGCUUUUGAAAUCUCGCCUAAAGUCACCGCAGUGACCGCGACCUCAUCCUCUUUCUUCCUCAAAAAUCCAACCCAAACUCGCUUCAUCUCUUCCCCCUCAACUACCCAUCGCCAUGGCGUCCCUCUCAAUCUCAGCUCCCUUCAAGGCUUCAACCGCCCCCUCUUCAACCUCAAGGAAGCCCCCAAAUCCCGCAACCUUCUCCUUCAAACCCUGCCCUCUCAAGAUCAGCGCCUUCGCUUCUCCAUCUUCUCCCUCGAAGCUUGUCUCCCACGCCAAUAGCUCAGGUCUAGGGCUACAUUCAGGACUGGGCCUGGGGUUUUCUCCAUUCUCGUCGUCUCCUCAGACGCCGGCGACGGCGAUGAGGGGAGCGGAGGGGGACGUCAUGGGCCUGCUGUUCAGAGAGAGGAUCGUGUUUUUAGGGAACCAGAUUGACGAUUUCGUUGCCGAUGCGAUUAUAAGCCAGCUUCUUCUUUUAGAUGCUCAGGAUCACACUAAGGACAUCAGGCUCUUUAUCAAUUCUCCCGGGGGCUCUCUUAGCGCUUCAAUGGCCAUCUACGACGUAGUCCAGCUAAUUCGAGCAGAUGUCUCAACUGUCGGUAUGGGCAUCACAGCAUCAACAUCUUCAAUCAUACUUGGUGGAGGUACGAAAGGCAAGAGAUUUGCAAUGCCCAACACGAGGAUUAUGCUCCAUCAACCUCUCGGAGGUGCCAGUGGUCAAGCAAUUGAUGUGGAGAUCCAAGCCAAGGAAAUACUCCAUAACAAAAAUAACGUUAUCAGAAUUGUUGCGGGUUUUACUGGCCGAUCAUUAGGACAGGUAGAGAAAGAUAUCGACAGAGACCGAUAUAUGUCACCUAUUGAAGCUGUGGAAUAUGGUAUUAUUGAUGGUGUGAUUGAUAGAGAUGCAAUAAUUCCUCUGAUGCCGGUGCCCGAGAGAGUGAAGCCUAAACUGAACGAUGAAGAGAUUAGUAAAGAUCCUAAAAAAUUCCUGACUCCAGAAAUUCCAGAUGAUGAAAUAUACUAAGUUUUUUUUUGUGUUUCAUCAUUUUUCUGUUACACACUGUGUAUUUGUAGAAUGUUAAAUUCUCCUCGUUAGAUGAGAUUAUCUGGGUCAGGCAAGUACAUAUUCCUCAACCUUAUAUUUGGUACUCUGUUUUGAGUACGUUGGUAAUUUAGUUGCGGGUCCAUCAAGGAUAGAAAUAUCUCAAGCAUUUGUUGUU